This is a messenger RNA of Physella acuta, 744 nucleotides long. Its product is annotated as Kruppel-like factor 18. NCBI's taxonomy places the organism in Eukaryota, Metazoa, Mollusca, Gastropoda, Physidae. The record is from RefSeq and is a predicted model, not a curated record.
UUGACAUCUCAACAACAAAUCUUGACAUCUCAACAACGAUUCUUGACAUCUCAACAACAAAUCUUGACAUCUAAACAACAAAUCUUGACAUCUAAACAACAAAUCUUGACAUCUCAACAACGAUUCUUGACAUCUCAACAACAAAUCUUGACAUCUAAACAACAAAUCUUGACAUCUAAACAACAAAUCUUGACAUCUCAACAACGAUUCUUGACAUCUCAACAAAUCUUGACAUCUAAACAACAAAUCUUGACAUCUAAACAACAAAUCUUGACAUCUCAACAACGAUUCUUGACAUCUCAACAACAAAUCUUGACAUCUAAACAACAAAUCUUGACAUCUAAACAACAAAUCUUAACAUCUAAACAACAAAUCUUGACAUCUCAACAACAAAUCUUAACAUCUCAACAACAAAUCUUGACAUCUAAAAUCUUGACAUCUCAACAACAAAUCUUGACAUCUAAACAAUACAUCUUGACAUCUCAACAACAAAUCUUGACAUCUAAACAACGAUUCUUGACAUCUCAACAACAAAUCUUGACAUCUCAACAACAAAUCUUGACAUCUCAACAACAAAUCUUGACAUCUAAACAACAAAUCUUGACAUCUCAACAACAAAUCUUGACAUCUCAACAACGAUUCUUGACAUCUCAACAACGAUUCUUGACAUCUCAACAACAAAUCUUGACAUCUAAACAACAAAUCUUGACAUCUCAACAACGAUUCUUGACAUCGCAACAAUAA